CGCCCACAAUCCCCAUCGCGGGACAGAGAAACAUCCAUUGCUCACUAAUGGAAGCCUUAUCUCUUGUACCACCUGUGCACCUAUUAUAAAUGGAGCUUUCUGCAUUCUCGAGCUUCAAAGCAGUUUCUAAUGUUUCGUUAUUCCCGUUUUCUUCCAAUCAAGUUUGGUACCGAAGUUCUCUUCUUCUUCGACGCCGCGACUAUGGCUUAUGCUGGAGUCCCAACUCAAAACCGUUUGUUCGGAUCAGGAUGUGCUCGGAGAAAGGUUCUUCGUCGAACGGUUACGGCGGAAUCGAGACCGGAGAACCGAAAUCUGACUUCGUCGAAGUGAUUGGCAUUGGCUCUCGGAAGGACGCUGUUUUUGAUUUCUGCCUGAGCUCGUCGUUUCAGUUACCGUCACUGCGGUUUUGGAAUGUCCUUAUGAAAGAAUCACAAGAGGUGCAAUUACAACAAAGGUCAAUUGAAGAAGAAUCUCAUCCAAGAAUUGUCAAAUCUCCAGUAUUUUUGAAGUCAUGCUCAAAGACUAUUGUCCUUGUGGCCAGUGCAGGAUAUGGCUUGUACCACACUGUUGCAGCUGAUAUUUUUGAAACUGUAAGGUCGAGGAAUGGAUUAACAGUUGCUAUAGUUUUGAAGCCAUUUAGAUUUGAAGGGCUUAGACGACAAGAUGAGGUGAAAGUCUUGAUGCAGAAACUUAAGGAGAACACCAAUUUACUUAUUGAAAUUGAUAUUGAUGCACUGCUCGAGAAAGACUUGUUGACUCUAGAUGAGGCCAUGAAGACUGCUAAUGAUGCAGUUUUGCUAGCUAUUAAGGCUGUCUCUGUUCUAAAAUCUGAGGUGCACAGGAAAUUUAUAGAUAGAUUGAAUGAUAGCAUGAAAGAGGCCAGGACUUCAGAAAUUAAUGGAAUAUUGAAAUCCUAUAAAGAAGCAGGGAUUGGAUUUGGAGCUGCAUAUAAUUUCGAAGCUUCAAUUUUGCAGUCUAUAUUUGAUAGUCCUUUCCUGGGUGUUAGUUUGAAGGAUCCAAAUAGCAUAGUUAUAUGCGUUGUUGCGUGUUCAGUGCCCAUCAAUGAUAGUGAUAUAGCAAUCUUUCUGCGAACUUUCCGUCAAACAACAGAAUACACAAAUGAUAUUAUAAUAUCAACAGUACAUGACCCUACUGUUGAGCCAAACCUGCUCAUAACAACAGUACUUACACUCGGUUGUUCAGAUGUGCAACGGUCUUCCCAGAAUGUUGGUAUACUGUCCAGACUUGCCAUGCGUUUUCCUCUUAUUUUUAACUUCUGGGGAAGACAUAAUCAGCAACAAGUUGGCACUGGGAAACAGACUGAAGUAUUUCCUCAUGAAGUGAUGAGUUCUGAUGACAUUGACAAGAAUACAAAUAAAAUUGCUACUGAGAACAUGGAUAACAAUCUUGACAAAUAUUAUGUAGAGUUGGAGCCACCAAUGAGCAACAGCAGCUCAAAGUUGUCUGCAUCAAGGGAUUCUGGGAAGAAUGAAGAAGUUUUAUUUGACACCACAUCCAGUUAUAACAUCCUUUAUGACUCUAUUACUGAAGGAGGUGACUCUGUUUUUCAAAGGGAACAACUUGAGAACUGGAAUCUAGGUCCUGGAUUUGAGGUGGCAAAGGAGUGGGCCCAAGAAAAAGCAGCUGAUGCGACACCCAUUGUUGAUAACCUAAGCAUCUUCCACCUUCCUGUUGGUGUGAGGUCUUCAGAAGGGUUGAAAGACUGUUUGGAAAUCUCCUUUAUAACCAAACAGCAUGAGCUGGAUACUGAUAAUGAUUUGAAAGCACAAACAUUAAAUGGAGGUAUGUCUCCUUGGAGUGCAGCGACUGAUGCAGGUUUGGAAGCAGUGGUGGAAUUUGCAUCUUCAAUUUUGAAAGGAAAGAAUGCUAAUAAAUUAAAGAAACAUGGAGUUCUAUCUGUUCGUGCUGCGUCCAUGUUGGAGGCAGAACGUGACGUGUCAAAAAAGUGGAGUCCUGUUGUGGAAAUGCAAUAUAGGGGAGGAAGAUACAAGGGACGAUGCCAAGGAGGUCUUCCUGAAGGGAAGGGGCGUCUUGUUCUCAGAGAUGGAAGUAUAUAUGAUGGUUUAUGGCGCUAUGGGAAGAGAUCUGGUCCUGGUACAUUCUAUUUCAAAAAUGGAGACAUGUUUCAAGGAUCAUGGAGGGAUGAUGUUAUACACGGCAAGGGUUGGUUUUAUUUUCACACGGGUGAUCGGUGGUUUGCAAACUUUUGGAAGGGAAAGGCUAAUGGUGAGGGACGGUUCUACACAAAGUCUGGUGAUGCCUUCUUUGGCAAUUUCAAAGAUGGAUGGCGCCAUGGGCAGUUUCUUUGUAUUAAUGCGAAUGGGACAAGGUUGGGUACACUGAAAUUUGGGAACAUGGUGUUCUUGUAGAUAGCAAGCAUUUAGACAAAUGACUGAAGUGGACAAAUAUGGUAUCCAAAUUUAUGAUUAAUGUGAAUCUUAUACUAAUCUUGUCUCAUUUUUUUUAAUCUUUGUUUUAUAUUUCUCUUUUUGUGUUAUGUAAUGACUGUUUUGUCGGUAUGCUUUGUGUUUAUUGUCUAUAAUUUUUGCCACGAAACCAAUCUGCUGUGUAACUCCCCAUCUGUAUCACAAUUCAUAUUUUGGGUUUUUUAAGUA
Cajanus cajan (pigeon pea) is the source of this 2636-nucleotide messenger RNA. The record is from RefSeq and is a predicted model, not a curated record. Lineage: Eukaryota; Viridiplantae; Streptophyta; Magnoliopsida; Fabales; Fabaceae.